AUGUCCAAACCAGGUAACUACAGCAGCCAGUCGUACUCCCCCAGCGACAAGAAACCGAUCAAGAGCGUCCCGAUCGAGGAAUCGGGAAACUUCAAGAAUAAGGAAGCCUUGGUUGGCCUCAAUGACAAGUUCAUCGCGCUGAUUGACAAGGUGAGAACCUUGGAGACUGAGAAAAAGAAACUUGAAACAAAACUGAAGAUCCUCAAGGAGCAGGACUACAAUGGGAAAAUCGAGGAUCUUGUGAAGCAGCUGGAGAAUGAGCUGGAGCUGCAGAUCGAUAGUUUGAAAAAUGACCGUGAAAAACUGGAGAAUGAGCUGCAGGAUACUCAGCGUGAGGUGGAUGAUACCAAGAAAAGGUAUAAAGACAAGGUGCAGAAGAGAAAUGAUCUGGAGAAUGACUUUAUUGUCACCAAAAAGGAAUUAGAUAAAGGUCACUUGGAGGCAGUAAAUCUGGCUGUGGAGCUCGAGGAACUGAUGAGAACGCUGGCCUUCCACAGGAUUGGCUAUGAUGAGGAGAUCAAGGAGCUGGAGUCACGCAUCUGGAAUGAGACAGUGUUCAUAGAUGUUGACAGUAAAUGCCCUCUUGAAAUGGACCAGAUCAUCAAGGCCGUUGAGUGUCAGUAUGCUAACAUGGCUGCCCGCGCCAGGAAGGAAGCUGAGCACUGGAACCAGAGAAAGAUUGAAUCCCUGGUCCAAACUGCGGGACAGCGUGAGCAGGAAGUGCGUGACGUAAGGAGGGAGAUUUCAGACUUGCUUCGUCUCAUCCAGAAGCUUAAUGGAGACCUGGAGGCUUUCAAAAGGAAGGAAGAUGCCCUGAUGAAGGACAUUGAUGAUGUUAGAAAAGAGGGUGAAGAUAAUCUGAGCAAAGCCCGGGAGCAUAUCACCCUGCUGGAAGAGGCCUUGAGACGAGCCAGGCAGGACUUGGCUUCACUGGUCCGUGAUCACCAAGAGUUGCUGAACAUCAAGCUGGCCAUGGACAUCGAGAUAGCCACCUACCGCAAGCUGCUGGAGGGCGAGGAGCAGAGAAUGAACGACCUCCUGCGCCAGCUCGACGUUCACCUGCCGUUGAUGCGACACGUGCCAGACAAAACAAAAGCCGCAGAACCGACCCCUGUCCCAGAUACCACACCCAUCAUUACCCCGGACACUACCACAAUCCCACCAGUGUCCCCCGCCACCAGGAAGCGCCUGCUGAUCCGGUUGGAAGUAGAAGGCGGCAAACUUGUGUCUAAAAGUUACCAGUACACUGACUGAUCAACUGGGACCGUCCAUCAUGCCUCUGUCUGCUGCACUGCAGCUUUACAGUGUGUCACCUUAACCAUGCAGGGUCACAGUGGGGCUUUUAGCCUUCCCAGCUGAUAUAAUGCCAGAGGCAGGAUGCAUCCUGGACUGGUCCAAUCCAUCACAGGCCUAUAUCCGCAAA
This is a messenger RNA of Archocentrus centrarchus (flier cichlid), 1423 nucleotides long. RefSeq names its product intermediate filament protein ON3-like. The transcript is spliced from 9 exons. The coding region runs from base 1 to 1254 and encodes 417 amino acids. The record is from RefSeq and is a predicted model, not a curated record. Gene Ontology annotation, cellular component: keratin filament. Lineage: Eukaryota; Metazoa; Chordata; Actinopteri; Cichliformes; Cichlidae.